Rodentolepis nana is the source of this 132-nucleotide messenger RNA. The record is from the annotation of a GenBank genome assembly. NCBI's taxonomy places the organism in Eukaryota, Metazoa, Platyhelminthes, Cestoda, Cyclophyllidea, Hymenolepididae.
AUGCGAAUCUGCGACCUGUUUGAGCAAUGCCAUAAAUACGCAUCUUCAUAUCACUUUAUCAAAAGAUUCUCUAACCGCUACUAUGAGAGACUAUUAUUUUGCCUUAUCCAAUACCCUAUGGGAGCGCCUUAG